AUGCGAUCCACAAAUCUUCGCCUUCCGGCGCUUCUCCUUGUCAUUUACUGCCUAGGUGGACAAGCUCUGGCGCAAGUCAAUCUCGGUACCGCAGCCCCAUUCGGCGUCAUCGCAAGCUCAGCUAUCACCAACACUGGUGCUACCGUUGUUGACGGUCAGCUUGGCAUCUAUCCUAAAACCGAAAGCGAAAUUACUGGAUUUCCACCUGGGAUAUCAGGUGAUGUCAAUGCCAACAAUGCUGUCGCAGAUCAAGCUCGUCAAGACGCCCAGACCGCUUACAACGCUGCUGCUUCUCUAGCUUCGACUGGCCAGAAUGGACAGGACAUUGGUGGCCAAAUUCUCGUUGCUGGGACUUAUACCUCCUCCUCGUCUGUAGCCAUCACCGGGCCGCUUACACUUGACGGCCAGAACAAUCCAGAUGCACUCUUUGUGUUCCAAAUCGGAUCCACUCUUACCACCGCGACAUCGUCGUCCGUUGUGCUCGUCAACGGUGCGCAAGCGUGCAACGUGUUCUGGCAGGUCGGCUCUUCAGCCACACUUGGCACGUCAACCGUCUUCACUGGCAACAUUCUCGCCCUAACCUCAAUUUCGUUGAAUGAAGGUGUCACUGUCGCUGGUGGUCUAUAUGCAUUGAACGGCGCUGUCACGCUCAUCAACGAUCAGGUCACAGCACAGCAG
Trematosphaeria pertusa is the source of this 678-nucleotide messenger RNA. RefSeq lists its product as uncharacterized. The annotation marks the transcript as partial. The record is from RefSeq and is a predicted model, not a curated record. The transcript has a single exon. Lineage: Eukaryota; Fungi; Ascomycota; Dothideomycetes; Pleosporales; Trematosphaeriaceae.